AUGCAAGGCCGCGAUGAGUCGGAGCGACAGCUCAUGGAAGCCGGCUUUAACAUACUGGAGCGAUCCAUCAUGUCUGGAUCUGACAACCAGUUGAGGAAAAUAUCCAUGUCUGCGUCUUACAUUGCGCUCGAUCAAGCACGCGACAACGCGAUCAGCGCGCUGCGUUCUCCCUUUGCGCUUAUUUAUAGCAAAAACCUCUUCAGUAUACGUCGUCCUUCCUUCUCGAUGAUGGACUCGUUUGUCAAAAGCAGGAAGAUCAGCCACAAACCCGUUUCAAGCCCUUUGCUUGUACUAUUGACCUAA
This is a messenger RNA of Alternaria burnsii, 303 nucleotides long. RefSeq lists its product as uncharacterized. The coding region runs from base 1 to 303 and encodes 100 amino acids. The record is from RefSeq and is a predicted model, not a curated record. Lineage: Eukaryota; Fungi; Ascomycota; Dothideomycetes; Pleosporales; Pleosporaceae. The transcript is spliced from 2 exons.